Molecule: messenger RNA, 2216 nt
Organism: Neurospora crassa OR74A
Lineage: Eukaryota; Fungi; Ascomycota; Sordariomycetes; Sordariales; Sordariaceae
Product: mitochondrial large ribosomal subunit
Exons: 3
Coding region: 216-1310 (364 amino acids)
Biological process (GO): ribosome assembly; translation
Cellular component (GO): mitochondrial large ribosomal subunit; ribosome
Molecular function (GO): structural constituent of ribosome
Source: RefSeq, a predicted model, not a curated record
GCCGUCCACUUGGCCGCAGAAACGCGGAAAGCGGAAUUUGCCGUCGAGAAUUUUGUCCCACUUUGUCGCUGCAGCGAGUCCCAGUCCGGCCGACCACUACCGUCCAGCCCGUCCGUCGUUCGUCGCCUCCCCCGAUCCGAGCUCCGUCCAGUCUUUCUGUUUAGAGAGAGAGAGAGAGAGAGGCCCCGAUUGCCAAUGCCAUCCACACCGGCACCAUGAGUCUCAAUGUGCCGUCCAGGCGGCUCCUGAAGAGCGCCCCCUCCUCCGCCAACGCCCUCGUCCCGGCCCUCCAGUCCCUCUCCAUCAACACCCGAUCCAUCCACACCACCCCCUCCCAACAAUGGAGUCUCUUCGGCUGGGGCAAGCAAAAGGUGGAAGAGCGUAACAAGGUCAAGGAGGAGCUCAAGCAGAGCGAGCUCGCCCGCACCCGGAAGCCCACGCAGGAAGAGAUCUUUGAGCGCGUCCGCGGCCGUCUCGAAGGCGACUCCAUCUUCGCCGACACCACCCCUUCAUCCCAACUGGCCGCCGAGCAGGACAAGCACAAGGACUGGGCGACCGCCAGCGCCGAGAAGAAGCUGGCCGCCGCGCACGCCAAGGACCAGACGCCGACGGGCAUCUCGCUGAAGAAGGACCACCUGGUGCGCGUCGUCGACCCGGACCCGCGCUCGCGCGUGCGGUGGGAGCGCAAGAUGGUGAUCCGCAAGCUGCAGCGCGGCACGGACCCGUGGAGCGUCGAGCCCAAGGCGGAGCGCAUCGCCCGCACCGAGCGCAAGCUGGUGUACAAGACGGGCUACUUGCCCACCUCGGUCAAGAAGCUGGUGCACCUGUCGCGCCAGAUCCGCGGCAAGACGGUGUCGGAGGCCCUGGUGCAGAUGCAGUUCAGCAAGAAGAAGAUGGCCAAGGAGGUCAAGACGGAGCUGCUUAGGGCCGAGGCCAAAGCCAUUGUCACGCGCGGUAUGGGCUUGGGCAAGGCCGCCGCCGCCGCCGCUCAGAAGGAGACUGGCGCGGAGCCCGUCAAGAUCCAGACCAAGGACGGCAAGCACCUGGAGAUCCGCGACCCGACGCGCAUCUACGUUGCCGAGACCUUUGUCAACAAGGGUUUCACCAGAGGUGUUGAGCUCGAUUAUCGUGCCAGAGGCAGGGUGUUUAAGAUGAACAAGCCCACUACUACCAUGACCGUCGUCCUCAAGGAAGAAAAGACGCGCAUCCGCGAACACCAAGAACGCGUCGCCAAGAAGCUCCGCCAGGGUCCCUGGGUUCACCUUCCCGACCGUCCCGUUACUUCCCAGCGCCAGUUCUACUCUUGGUAAAAAGCCUCGCUGCAGUGGCUCCGUCCAGUCCCCGUCCCAUCCCGUCGUCAGGUCCGGUGCCGUCCCAUCUAAGUGUACACACACCCCACUCCCGCCUCACAGCCCGGGACUGAGUACCUUAUGUAUGUGCCGGUGGUAGCGGCUGCUGCUGCUGCUGCUGCCUUGUGGCAGUUGCAGUGCAGUGCAAUGCAAUGGGUAGCAGAGGAACAAGAAAUCCAUGGAUCGAUUAUAGACAGCACUUCUCCUUCCUUUCCACUCACUCUCGCUAAAUGCAGUGGCCCAUGUCCCCCAUGUUCAGGCAAAGAACGAAGAGGGCGCAGAUGAUGGGAUGGAAGGGAUAUUCGUUGCCACAUGAUGACAGUGAUGGGAAGAAGCAGCGAGGUGUAGUGUGUAAAUAUGUACGAAUAACAGACAGACAGGCAGGCAAGGCUGAAGCGAAACGACGAAGAAGAAGAGAGUGGAGGCCUCCAGCGAACCCUUCUUCCGUCGUUCUUUUCGUCUACGGUUCCCUGUCAUUUUGUAAAAUAGAUUGCAAUAUACCAAAAAAGCCACUCGACUGCACCGACCCAUGGGUCAUGACGGAACCUGGUACAUUUACCCGAUGACUACCUAGGUAGACUACGCAAGCCACUCUCACGCCCUACCACGAACUCGACAUUGGAGACUGUCCUUGGUGUCUCGACUGUGACUGCCAGUGGCGCAGAUAUAUGUACUGGUUCUUGGUUUUACUCAGUCACUUGACCCAUGUCGAAAAUAGCUUGCUUGCGACCAACUGCAAAAUGUCCCUCAAGUUAUCAGAACAAUCAUGUUCAUUGCAGCGAGUCCGCCAAAUAUAUACAGAGAAAUCUCAAGCUAGAACCCAAGCAACAUGUCCAUCGAUGUGUCGACACCCGUCUACAAAUCGCC